AUGACCGCCACGUUACCUUCCACGCUCUCUACGUAUAUUUCGAUCGAGAAGCUGACCGAUCCUUCGUUCAACCCGUACACGUAUGCCAAUAACCUCGUCAAAUCCGUCAACACAUCGAGCGCCACAGGCCAACCUACUACUGGACCAGACUCUCUAGUAGAUCUCACCACUCCACUGCAGAAGACUCUUUUCGACCUUCAGGAGAUUGACACCAGUAUUCAUGCGCUCACUUCACGGUCUGCACUUGACAUAAUAGAGUACACACAAACACAGAAUGCCACAGCUCAACGUAUUCUGGAACGUGUCGAGGAAGAACGAAGCAGGCUGGUAUCAGAUUUUGAACGAUUGAGGACAGAGGUGCUCGGCAAGUAUGAACGUGCUGAAAAGGCACGGAUAGGUGCUGAAAGAAGUCUGGUACUGGUCAAGCUCACGAAGAAUGUACAGAAAAUUGUCAAUCUUGCACGGCAAUUUGAGUCGAUUGUCACAGAGGGCGGGCUCGGAACGGGCAAGGAGCAGCACAAAGAGCUUGUGAGGGCCAGUAAUACGCUGCUCGAGUUCAAGGACUUUAUGAGCAGACCGAGUACUGAUUCGCCCGAGCUUGGCAAGAUCAACAUGGUUCGACAAGUCCGAGGUCGCGUAUUCGAAGACGGUGAAGCUAGGUUGCUGGACUGGGCGAGGAGGGUUGUUCGAGAGUUCAGUGCAUCAAGUCUAAUAUCCACCUCAAUGCCAACGAGUGCUUUAGGACCAGUUGCGUCGACAUACAAGGAAGCGGAGGAAGCCCGGGCGAGGUUCACAUCCGCCGUACAUGUGCUCUAUCUCUUGAGUCCUGCACCAAGACUAGAGGGGGGUAGGAAAAUGAAGAGGGAAGAGUUUGAAGCCGAAUAUCUGCUACGAGCACUGCAAGGAUAUUUACAAAGUAGUGUCACGAGCAGCGUGGGAGGCAUCAGCAAAGGGUUGGCACAACUUCCGCUUCUGGACAAAGCAUUACUAGAGGAAAAGACUAGCGGAAAGACAAGGAAGGCGCAGAGUAAAGAGAUGGACGAUGAAUCCGAUCUGUACGAUGGGCUUGAUGAGCUCGAACUAGUAGACGAGGACGACGCUGUAGGCGAACAAACUCGGACAGCGACCCUGCUUGAUUCGCUGCUAAGUUCGCUGGACACACCCGCGCUAGCAUCGUAUUUCUGGCGGUCUUUGGCGAGUUCGUUGACGACGAAAGUGCAAGAGAUAAUGAAUCGAGGUGGCGUGUCGGCACGGACAUUGAAGAGUAACAAGGAAGUGGUCAGGACCGAACUACGUGAAUGCGUAUUGAGAGGGUCGAAGAUGCCGUCUGCGCUGAUGGAUGGACACGUCGGAGGUGGAAAGGAAGAAGUGGUUGGCAACUGGGAGAGGGAGGCUGCAGUCAUGGUUGGCAGUGUGAUGGGGCCUUUGAAUCGGUAG
Lithohypha guttulata is the source of this 1437-nucleotide messenger RNA. RefSeq names its product Conserved oligomeric Golgi complex subunit (gene COG5). Bases 1 to 1437 code for a protein of 478 amino acids. The record is from RefSeq and is a predicted model, not a curated record. Gene Ontology annotation, cellular component: COG complex. Gene Ontology annotation, biological process: intra-Golgi vesicle-mediated transport. NCBI's taxonomy places the organism in Eukaryota, Fungi, Ascomycota, Eurotiomycetes, Chaetothyriales, Trichomeriaceae. The transcript has 2 exons.